Molecule: messenger RNA, 2540 nt
Organism: Numida meleagris (helmeted guineafowl)
Lineage: Eukaryota; Metazoa; Chordata; Aves; Galliformes; Numididae
Gene: OVOL2
Product: ovo like zinc finger 2
Exons: 4
Coding region: 87-875 (262 amino acids)
Biological process (GO): regulation of transcription by RNA polymerase II; epidermal cell differentiation
Cellular component (GO): nucleus
Molecular function (GO): RNA polymerase II cis-regulatory region sequence-specific DNA binding; DNA-binding transcription factor activity, RNA polymerase II-specific
Source: RefSeq, a predicted model, not a curated record
CCCCGGCUGCGCUCCGUGCGUGCCGCACCGCUCCGCGUGUGCCACACCGCUCCGCUCCGCUCCGCGCCGCGCCCCCAGCCCUCGCCAUGCCCAGAGCCUUCCUGGUGAAGCGGCGCAGCCCGCAGCCCGCCGUGCGCAGCUGGGCUGGGCUGCCCGACGAGGAGCGCGCCGACACCUACAUCCCAGGCGGCCUCGGCUGCGCCCCGGGCUACGAAGACAGCUGCAGCCUGGAGAGCAGCGGCAGCAGCGGGACGCGGGACCCCGAGCUCGGAGACCUCCCCACGCCGCAGGCUGCCCCCGCGGAGCUGGGCGCGCCCGGGGGGAUGCUGCUGGACCUGGCCGUCAGGCGCCCCGCCGUCAGGUCGAAAAUCAAGUUCACCACAGGUACCUGCACGGAUGCCGCGGUGCACUCCUGCGAGCUGUGUGGCAAGGGCUUCCGCCUGCAGCGCAUGCUGAACCGGCACGUCAAGUGCCACAGCCAGGUGAAGAGGCACCUGUGCACAUUCUGCGGGAAGGGCUUCAACGACACCUUUGAUCUGAAGCGCCACGUCCGGACCCACACCGGAAUUCGUCCUUACAAAUGUGAGGUUUGCAACAAAGCAUUUACUCAGCGGUGCUCCCUGGAAUCCCACCUCAAGAAGAUUCACGGAGUGCAGCAGCAAUACGCCUACAAACAGAGGCGAGACAAACUGUACGUGUGCGAGGAUUGCGGCUACACCGGCCCCACGCAGGAGGACCUGUACCUGCACGUCAGCAGCGUUCACCCCAGCAGUGCUUUCCUGAAAAAAACCUCAAAAAAACUUGCAGCCGUUUUGCAAAACAAACUGAGCCCUAUCCUGCAGAGGAACUCCAAAGACGAUGACAAAGAUGAGUAACGCAGUGGAUUACUGUGGUCUACAGGAAUGAAGUUUACAUGUAGGACUACAUAUAUAUUAUUUUUUUAAAAAAGCAAUUUUGAAUUAAAUCCCUGAAAGAAAAGGGAUACUUUUGUUAACGGGACUCUCUUGAUAUUGGUAGAACCUCAACUUGAAAGAAACAUUCCCACGUAUCAUACAAACAUCAGACUUUACCUGGUCAAAAAAUAGAAAGACCGGAAGAGGCUGUCACCUGUGAGAUGGAGUAUUCACUGACCCUGGCACUCAGGUAACCUGAUUGCCAUUUCAGCUCUCCCACACAUCUGAAUGGCGCUGACAAACAAGCUCACCUUUUCCCAGUGUGUUUCUUAAAGACAGUAACAGUUACCUCCUGCAAAAAAUCACUUUUCAGGGGUUUGAGUGAAAGGGGCCACGCAGGAGCGGCUCCUAGUACAAUUGUUCUUAUAUGCAAAAUUAAUUAAAAUUGGCUUACGAACAGUACAUUGUAUUGGUACUUAAUGUGCAAAUAACUUUAACUUUGCCUCCUGUGCAGUAAGUGAAUGAUUUGCAGAAGCAUUAUCCAAGAUGAGCUGAAACUUUAUUUCAAACAAAGCAGACCUUUUUUCCCUCCUAAACUUCCCCUUCCAGCAAAUGGCAUUCCAGGGCAGAGGUUUGCAUUCUAGGGACUUGAAGCUGUGAAAUCAUUUCAUCCUAUUUAGAUGUAAGCGUCACCUUAACUCUGACUUUUCUGGACUCCUCAUGGUCACUUAGGGAUUGUUACCACAUCCUUUUAACGUACAUUGUUAUCAAGCCAGAAACCCAAAGAAACCAUUUUAAUGAUUGGAAGAUAUGUAUUUUCUGUCAUGAGGAAGUGCAGCUCUGUGUGUAUUUUAUGGUGUGUGCGUGUGUACAUGUGGAUUUUUUAAAUUUUUAAAAAUCAGGUGUAGGUUCAUUAGUACAAGAAAGCUGUGCAAAACAGUUAAGAGUGUGACUUAGGCUGUCUGCCCCGCAAGAUCAGUGCAAAACUGUAUGCUUAACUCUGGUCCCUAAUCACUGUCACUUUAGAUGGCUCCUAGUAAGAUUGAUGCUACAAGAGAAGAAGGUGGUGGUGCUGACAAUGAGGGAUCAGUACCACAUCUCUGCUUUUAGGACUCCCCUUAUAUUCCUGCUCAAGUACAAAGUUAGGGAUUAAAAAAAAAAAAACAAUGUAGAGGGCAUCCAUAACUGUCAUUGCUGAAACUGCCCAACACUGUAAAUCUCUUCAGAAGCUGCUGCAGCCCUUACUGGGCACUCAGGUGUCUAAGUUAGGAAAGACAGGAUGGGGUGGUAACUUCCUCAGCAAUAAUCCAAGUUACACCAGUCAAAGCACAUGUUAUUCAUCUGUCUCAUAUAUUAAUGGCCACGGCUACUAAACAUGUCCUAAAUUAAUUUAAAUGCUUAAUAAUUAAUGAUUUUCAUUGGUAAUUUUUCCAGUAUUCAUUUUGAGCUCAAAAUAAAAGUAUACUUUUGGAAGAAUAUAUCACAUUCUGUACACAUUGAAACAAGUGCUCUGUAUGAGCAAUGAACUGUAACUCACCUGAAAUAGUCCUGGCCAGGACCUUCAUGAUCAGUGCUACUUAAAUUGUAAGGUUCUGAGCAUCUCUGUAGGAAUCCAAAAAAUAAAAAAUAAAAUAAAACCUCAAGAUA